UUCACCUUCUUCUAUUUUUAGGUCUUUGAUUUUCCUGGAAGCAUGUAACGGGAAGUUGAGAGAUCCCAAUUUUGGUUCUGGAAAACAGAUGGACUGUCAUGAAGUGUCUCAGGGCACUAUUAGUGGCUGGGCAGCUUUCUGCAAGAAGAUCCUUCUUUCCUAAAAAGAAUCUUAUACAAUCACAAAGAAGCUCUUACUUCCAGAACUCCAGUUUGGUUCCCGUGAGAAGUAUUCAAAGGAGCACAGUCCUUAGCACUUCCGACUUUGCUGUAAAGAAGCAUGAAAAACCGGACAAAGAAUCUGCCAAACAAUCGCUAGUGAAAAUCGAAGAUAUCUUCGAGACAGUAUCUGAACAUGAAAAAACUUCAGCUACAUUUCAGGAAGCUGUGGAAAUCUUCUGUAAGCAGGAUAUUCGCCGCACGGGUCACGUAGAGUUCAUCUAUGCAGCUCUGAAGAAAAUGCCAGAAUUUGGAGUGGAGAAGGAUGUCAAUGUGUACAACAAAAUCUUGGAUGUCUUCCCUAAGAAAGUCUUUAUUCCUCAAAAUGUUUUUCAAAAAAUGCUCAAACAUUAUCCCAGGCAGCAGGAUUGUGCUGUCGUGCUGCUUGAACAGAUGGAGCAUUUUGGUGUCAUGCCAAACCUGGAAACCAGGUUUUUGUUGCUCGAGAUCUUUGGUAAUAAAAGCUACCCUAUAAGAAAAUAUCAGAGGAUCAUGUACUGGUUCCCUAAAUUUAAGCAUAUCAAUCCUUAUCCCGUCCCAACUCCUCUGCCCGAAGAUCCUAUUGAACUUGCAACAUUGAGCUUGCAGAGGAUUGCGGCUGACCUGGAUUCCAAGGUUACAGUUUAUCAGACCUCCCACUCGGAAGUGCUAGAUUCUGGGAAAGAAAUCAACCAUCCACAUAUCGUAG
This is a messenger RNA of Thamnophis sirtalis, 906 nucleotides long. Lineage: Eukaryota; Metazoa; Chordata; Lepidosauria; Squamata; Natricidae. The record is from RefSeq and is a predicted model, not a curated record.